Messenger RNA from Dermatophagoides pteronyssinus (European house dust mite), 800 nucleotides. RefSeq lists its product as uncharacterized. The record is from RefSeq and is a predicted model, not a curated record. NCBI's taxonomy places the organism in Eukaryota, Metazoa, Arthropoda, Arachnida, Sarcoptiformes, Pyroglyphidae.
AUAUAGAAGCUCAUUAACUGCAGAUAGCCAUAUAAAAGAUUUUAAGAAAAUUAAUGAUGAAUUCAUCAACACAAUAAUAAUUUCGAAAUAAAGUAAAAUUGAAAAUUGAAUUCAAUUUUUAAAUCUAAAAAUGCGAGUUUAUCGUAGAAAAUCUACGAAAAAUUUAAAACAACUAGAUGACCGUAACAGACUUAAACUUAUUGAAUUGGUCAAACAACAUAAUUGCUACAAAGACGGCAGAGUUCUUAAAAAAAGAGAAAAAGAAGUGAAUGAUGAAUCUUGGAAAUUAAUUGCAAAAUCUAUGAAUAUGAAAGUUCAAUUAUGCAAGUUUUUUUGGUCAAGAUAUCGGGAAAAUUAUAUGGUUCAUUUAAAAAAUAGAUUACGUAAUCCAUAUUUGGAACGAAUUCAUCCCGAAUUAUCGUUUUUGGACGACGAAUUACCAAAAAAACCAAAACACGAAUGGGCAAAGAUAAAAAAAAAUUACAACCGUCAUCUAAGACGAAGAAUGAAUGAUGAUUCAUUAAAAAUUCUAUACCCCGAAUUAGAAUUUUUAAAAGAUGAAUUACCAGAAUUCUGUGAACAAUCGUACGUUUUGUUUUUAUUAAAAAAAAUAACAUCAAUUAGAUUGGAUAUGACAGAAUAUCAGCCCGACUUUACCAAAAUUAACGACGAAUUCAUCAACACAAUGAAAUAUUUUUUGAUUUUUUUUUUUGAAUAUUAAAUUAAAUAAAACAAAAAACAUUUAUUAUUUUGUAUAAAGAAAUUUUCCAAUCUGGUAAAUUUAACCCUUACCACUCUGA